GAUUGAACAUCAUUCGAAAUAAACAAAGCACCAGAGGCUAUAAGAAACAGACACUUACAAAGUUGUCAUAUCAUUGCGGAGGCUUUGAAGUCUUCCGUAUACGAGAUCUUGAGAACUGGAGAGAAUGAGUGAAAGAGUGAAGGAGCAAGUCUGCGAAGGUUUUAUUUUAUUCGAAGCGCGGGCGUUUCCGGCCUACACGUGGCUGAACGCUAGGGCGCUUCUUCCGCGCGUUAACAGCACAAUUGACCUUGACGUUUUCCUCUUACACCAGGUCCACUCCUUUUCUGCUCUCUCUACCAUCAUCAUGCCCGUAGAGACAGCACUGUACGAUCUCUUGGGUGUCGAACCCGAAGCCACUGAAGAUGAGAUCAAGAAAGCUUACAGGAAGAAGGCCAGGGAACACCAUCCUGAUAAGAAUCCCGAUGAUCCUGAGGCAGGAUCGAAGUUUCAAGAAAUGGCGGCCGCCUAUGAGAUCCUCAGUUCAGUGGAGACACGGGAAACCUAUGAUCGUUUCGGUAUGGAAGGCAUAAGUGGAAACGGAGGUCGUGGUCCAUCUAUGGACGCGGCAGAUCUCUUCGCAGAGCUCUUCGGUGGGGCUAACUUCGGUUUCAACUUCGGACCCGACAUGCGACCACGGAGGACGCGAGGUGAAGACACUAUCAUUAAUUAUGAUGUAACGUUGGAGGAUCUGUAUAAUGGCAAGACGGUGAGGAUGAAUAUGGAAAAACAGAUAGUUUGUCAGGUCUGCAAAGGGUCAGGCGCGAAAGGUAGUGCAAAACCGAAACAAUGUGCUAAGUGUGAAGGCAAGGGCUGGACGUUCAUACAAACACAGAUGGGCCCGAACCAGAUCGGGACAUCUCGUGCAAGAUGUUCAGAAUGCGGUGGUCAUGGAGAGAAGCUUCGAGAGAAGGAUCGAUGUAAAAAGUGCAAGGGCGAGAAAACGGUGAAGGAGAAGAAUCGUGAAGAGAUUCACAUUGAACGUGGCGUGCCCAAUCGAACAAGGAUCGUCCUUAGCGAGGCUGGAGAUGAAGAGCCUGGCGUACCUCCCGGCGACGUCGUACUUGUCCUAAAAUGCAAACCCCAUCCAUCCUUCGAGCGAUCAGGGAACGAUCUACUAACGACUGUGCACAUAACCCUCUCUGAAGCGUUGCUCGGAUUUUCUCGGAUAUUGGUGACACACCUUGACGGACGAGGUGUGCACGUCACGAGUCCAAAGGGCAAAAUUAUCAAGCCAGGCGAUAGUAUCAUUCUACGUGGUGAGGGUAUGCCCAUAUACAAAAGUCCCGACCAAAAAGGGCACCUGUAUGUCAUCUUGGAGGUCGACAUGCCUGAAGAAUCAUGGCUCAAGACCGUUGAUCAACCGGCACUUGAAGCCCUACUGCCACCCAAGAAGCCGGAGAUGGAUCCCAAACCGGCGGUCAUUGAUGAAGUGCCGUUUGAGGAGAGGGACAUUGUGGACGUGCGUGAAACGCCUUUCGCUGGUUCCAACUUCUUUGAUCAUGGAUUUGGUACGCAGUUCGGUGAGGGCGACGAAGGAGAUUGGGAGGACGAGGACGAAGAAGAUGAGACGGGCGAACCCGAAUGUCGACCUCAAUAGUACUGCCUCUCAUAGAGCAUCUUCUGGACGAUUUUGGAUUUGGUUUGGGGUGAGUAAUUGAGUGAUGAAAGAUGCUUUUGUUUCUUUAUGGUCGACUUGCAUCGUACACAUAACUUAUAGCGUCCUGUCUAUGCAGUAAUAUCGAUAUACCACCACAGCUCUCGUUUCUGGCUAACUUCUAACGGUUUGCUUGAAGCAUUCUAUGUCAUAUCAUAGAUGAAUUGUUGUCAAGAGGGGAAACAUUUAUUCCAUUUUGAACAGCAGUGAGCUCCAUCAAACGUCAUGAAUUGGCAAUUAAUGCGAGUAUGUAUCUGCGGCGUAGACGAUAUAAAAGGCGGACGAGGUGAGUAUAAAUAUCUGUACGAGUC
Somion occarium is the source of this 1965-nucleotide messenger RNA. Lineage: Eukaryota; Fungi; Basidiomycota; Agaricomycetes; Polyporales; Cerrenaceae. The record is from the annotation of a GenBank genome assembly.